Papaver somniferum (opium poppy) is the source of this 2108-nucleotide messenger RNA. RefSeq names its product protein SET DOMAIN GROUP 40-like. Lineage: Eukaryota; Viridiplantae; Streptophyta; Magnoliopsida; Ranunculales; Papaveraceae. The record is from RefSeq and is a predicted model, not a curated record. Gene Ontology annotation, molecular function: protein binding; protein-lysine N-methyltransferase activity. Gene Ontology annotation, biological process: peptidyl-lysine monomethylation. Bases 310 to 1830 code for a protein of 506 amino acids. The transcript has 6 exons.
CGUCCAAAAAUUGAAAGUUUACGAUUGAAAUCCGACAGCUUAUGAUAGUGUUUGAAUCGAGCAACAAAAUCUUUAUCGCUGGCGAUUGACACUCCACCGUUCCGUAGAAACUCAACCUCUGAGGCAAAUUUGCUAGGGCACCUAGCAUGGAAAAUUAAAAUAUUGCAUUUUCGGCACCCAUCGGCAGAUCACUUUUGACCGGAUAUUGCACUCGCCACCCCAGCUUGGGUGCAGUGCUAAAGAGGGUUGCCAAAACUAACAUGGGGGAAAAAGGAGGAACUAGGAAUUGAGAAAGAGGAAAAGAGAGAAAUGGGAGAGGAAGAAGAAAGCGUGGGGAAGUUUUUGAAGUGGGCAACAAAACUAGGUAUCACAGAUGCACCAUUAGAUACUUUGGAUUCUGAAAUUCAAACAGUAUCAUCAUGUUUGGGCAAAUCUCUUUUCGUUUCAGAGUUUCCAGAUGCUGGAGGAAGAGGUUUAGGAGCCACUCGUGAUCUUCGGAAGCAUGAACUUAUUCUUAGAGUUCCUAAAUCUGCUUUAAUGACUAGUGAAACUCUUAUGCUCAAGGAUCGGAAACUUUCUCUUUCUAUCAAAAGAUAUCCCCAUCUUUCAUCCACUCAGAUUUUGAGUGUGUGUUUAUUAGCUGAAAUGAGUAAAGCAAAGGGUUCUUGGUGGUACCCUUACUUAAAGCAACUUCCUCGCCAAUAUGAAACGUUAUCGACCUUCUCUCAUUUUGAAAUUCAAGCUCUACAGGUUGAUGAUGCAAUCUGGGCUGCAGAGAGGGCUGUAUCUAAGGCUGAAAUGGAAUGGAACGAAGCAAUCCCUCUUAUGCGAGAGCUUGAGCUCAGGCCUCAACUAUUAACAUUUAAGUCUUGGCUUUGGUCAUCGGAAACAGUAUCCUCGCGUACAUUGCAUAUACCAUGGGAUAGUGCUGGAUGUUUUUGCCCCGUCGGUGACUUAUUUAAUUAUGCUGCUCCUGGAAUGGAGUCCUAUUCCUCUGAAGAGAUAGCAAGUUGGACACAAACAUCUACCUCGGAUAGCAGCUCAUUAGAAAAAAGUGCAAGUGACGAGGAGUUGGAAGUUGAGCACAUCGAUGGAGAUUCACUGAGGUUGACAGAUGCAGGUUAUGAGGAACAGGUUGAGGCAUAUUGCUUCUAUGCUAGGAGGAGAUAUAGAAAAGGAGAGCAGGUUCUUUUGGGGUACGGAACAUACACCAAUCUGGAGCUCCUUGAGCACUAUGGGUUUCUUCUGAAUGCAAAUCCAAAUGAAAAGGUUUUCAUUCAAAUGGAACAAAAUAUCAACUUCAACUCAUGGCCGAAGGACUCUAUAUAUAUCCAGCACGACGGGAAACCAUCUUUUGCACUAUUAUCUGCUCUGCGUUUGUGGGUUACCCCACCAAACGAUCGAAAAUCUGUUGGACAUCUUGCUUAUUCUGGGAAACAAUUAUCAGCUAAGAAUGAGAUAUCCGUCAUGAAAUGGCUGAGAAAGAAAUGUGAAGCUCUCCUAGAAAAGUUGCCAAGUUCGAUAGAAACGGAUGGUUUGCUUCUAACUUUCAUUGAGAAAAUGCAAAACCAUCCUUCUAUUCAAGAAGUUAAAAAGAUGAUCUCAGCUUGUGAAGUUGAGAUUGGGAAUUUCUUUGAAUCAACCAACUCACAGACGUUUGACGAAGUGGGCAAGUUUCAUUUGUCGAGUAAGGCUAGAGGGUCAAUUGAGAGAUGGAAAUUGGCAGUUCAGUGGAGGCUUAGGUAUAAGCAAAUCCUUUUUCGUUGUUUUUCAUUUUGCAGUGAAGUUAUUUAUUUUCUUUCUGCUCAGCAAGCCUCCGGUGGCCUAUGAAUAAGAUCAAUGCUCUUGCUUCUAGAACAGUGUCAGUGAGCCAACUUUGUGUUUGUGCAUUCCUGUGGCCCUCUGUAAGCUCUGCCAUUGUAUUGUAUAGCAUAAGACUGCUGCUUCCACCAAUCUAGCAAUAAUCUCCUAGACCUCACAUUUAAAUUUUAACCAACUGCAAGGCCGAGAGUUCCAUUUGGUGGAAGCAAGUGUUGACAACUUGAGAUUGCAAUCCAUGAAAGUUUGUUGUUGGUGAUUACAUAAGUGAAGGACUCAUGUUAAGUGCC